AUGGCCGAAGCUCAGAGUCCUUACGUGCCAACGAACGACGAACUCAGCGACGAAGUAGCAGACAUUCUCAUUGAGCUGGACAACUCGACUCCUUCGGCAAAGGAAGUCUUGCAAGCUCUGCUGGAACGCUACACCCAUUGGAAUGUUCCGGAGCACCGUGUAGCGAAAUACGUGGACGAAUACAAUCUUAGACGAGGAAAACCACCACGACAACAAACACAGAGAAUGCAACGAGACUCGACAACGGCUGCCGGAGGGCCAAAGAGACCCCAAAGGACGUAUAGUACAGACGGCACGGAGGAUCUACUUCGACAAAACAAGCAGCAGCCAGGUGCAGCAGUCAAGGGGGGAGCUAGCGAGACGAAUUUUACGACCCCCCUACGGAAUAGCUCCUUUGCAGAGGUCGAUACUGACAAGGUCAUGAAUGGACCUGGCGCCCAAAACAACAAUAACAGCAACGCUAGUCUGAACGCAAACGGCGUCGAUGACGAUGACGACGACGACGAUGCAGACAUUGUAGAAGAGGCAGACAAGAGGAGCAAGUUCAUGAUGAAGGGUGGCAGCCACUCCAUUCAAAAGGUGCUCAAGGGAGAAGCCAGGGCCAAGAAAGGCUUCUCACGGUUUGAUCGACGCAGCAUGCAGUUCAAGAAAAAGGCUGUGCCCUCUGCUAGACCCAAAGGUAAAGUUCAAAGGAUGGAAGAUGCCAGCGAAGUUUCCGUGUCGGAACGCUCGGGGACCGAAAGGUCGGCGUCGGAGAAACCUUCUGUAGGCGGCGACGUGCUGGAUUCACUAGGUGAUAGCUACAGUGAGAACGUUGAAGUUGAAUUCGAGUUCAAUAGCGACGAUGACGAGGAGUUCGUAGCAGAGGUCGAACGACGCAGCAAAUUCAUCGCAAAGGGUGGAACUCAUUCCAUCCAGAAAGUACUCAAGGGGGAAGCGAGGUCGGGAAAGAAGUCUGGUCCUUCUCGUAUCAACCGACGAAACAUUUCCUCCAAAGAUGACGACGACAACAACAAUGCCGAUGAUCCUGACGAUCAAUCCAAACCACGGCCUGCACCGCCGAUGAGAUCCAUUAGUGUUGACUCUACCGAUUCACAAAUAGAAGAAGAGGCCGGCAGAAGAAGCCGAUUCAUGAUCAAGGGAGCUAGUCAUUCUAUUCGCAAUCUACUGUCCGGAAAGGCGAAGAAAGAAAAGAGAGGCUCCACUUUGGAUCGGAGAAAGUUACACUUCAAACACGAAUCCGAUGCCGUCCAUUCCACCGAUCAAUCGCGACCGAAGCCUCAAGAGAUGAACGAAGCGAGAUUAAAGGCCGAAGAGGAGGCAAGAGAGCGAGCGGCUGCACGGAAAAAGAACAAAUUCGGCAGGCCCAAGCGACCACAACGAAACAUUAGCAUACAACCCGACGACGAACCAAGCAGCUCCCAUGCGAAUGACUCCGAUGUAGCCUUGGAGGCGGAAGCAGAUCGCCGGUCACUCAUGUUCAAAGGAGGCAGCCAUUCCAUUCGAAAUCUCUUUGCCGGCAAGGGCAAGAAGAAAGACGGUGGGGGCAUCAACCGAUUCAACCGUCGUAAAAUGCAUUUCAAAAAGGAAUCACAAGCCGUACAUUCCACGGAAAAACCUCGGUUGAAACCGGAGGAAAUCAACAGGAGGCAUCGAGAAGAGGCAGCACGUCUUCGCGCGGAAGCUACUAGCGCGAAGAAGCGCGAACCCGACAACGAAGUACCCGAGCCACCCAAUCAAAGCAGCGGCAGUGAAAAAACUAAAGCGCAAGAGCUGCACGGAGAGCCUUCUGAGAGGGAACCAACAGAAGAGCCAGAAGACGAUGGCUUGGACACUGAUGAUGACAUCCUUGAGGAGGCUGACAAGAGGAGCAAGUUCAUGAUGAAAGGUGGUAGUCAUUCCAUCCAGAAAGUCCUUCGAGGGGAAGCCAGAAAACCGAAGUCCACUGUUACUCGGUUUGACAGACGGAAAAUGCAUUUCAAAAAGGAGUCUGAAGCUAUCCAUAGCCAUGACCAUGAGCAACAACAGACGGCAGCAACUGAAGAGAUGGUUGAUGACAGCAUGCCUGACAACAGUGCUGCUGAUUUGGAUACGGAUGAUGACAUCAUUGAAGAAGCUGACAAGAGAAGCAAAUUCAUGAUGAAAGGCGGCAGCCAUUCCAUUCAGAAGGUACUACGAGGGGAAGCCCGAUCCAAGAAGGGAGUCAAUAGAUUUGACAGGCGGAAGAUGCAUUUCAAGAAAGAGUCCAAGGCAAUUCACUGUCAUGAUCAAGAACAGCAACAGACCGCAACUACCGAAGAGAUGGGCGAUGACAGCAUGGCUGACAACAGUGCUUUGGACUUGGACACUGAUGACGAUAUCAUUGAGGAGGCCGACAAGAGAAGUAAGUUCAUGAUGAAGGGUGGUAGCCACUCCAUCCAAAAGGUCCUCCGAGGAGAAGCCAGGAAACCGAAGGCCACUGUCACUCGGUUUGACAGACGGAAGAUGCAUUUCAAGAAGGAAUCAGAGGCAGUGCAUAGUCAUGACCAUGAACAGCAACAGACGGCAACGGCAACAACUGAAGAGAUGCUUGAUGACAGCAUGCUUGACAACAGUGGUGCCGACUUUGACACGGACGAUGACAUUAUUGAAGAGGCAGACAAGAGAAGCAAGUUCAUGAUGAAAGGAGGAAGCCACUCCAUUCAGAAGGUUCUGCGAGGAGAAGCCAGAGCCAAGAAGGGUGUCACCCGAUUUGAUAGACGGAAGAUGCAUUUCAAGAAGGAGUCCCAGGCAAUUCAUAGCCACGACCAUGACGAGCAACACCAAUCAGAAGGCCAUGGCAAGUCUCUUCCUGCGACCAGCAAUCCGUUUACAGUUGUUCCUCCUGGCUGGACAAUAACUCCGGACCCCAGUGACGGCCGGCUCUUCUAUUUGGAAACAGCCACUGGCAGAAGAUCAUGGACUCAUCCUCAUGCUCCGGCUCAACUUAGUGAAAUGGUCGAUGACAGCAUGGUUGACAAUAGCAUGGUUGACUACAGCGCUGCCGAUGUGGAUACAGACGAUGACAUAAUCGAGGAAGCUGACAAGAGAAGUAAGUUCAUGAUGAAAGGUGGCAGUCACUCAAUCCAGAAGGUACUUCGAGGAGAAGCCAGGUCGAAGAAGAAAGCUGCUGUCACUCGUUUCGACAGAAGGAACUUCCAGAAAAAGUCACCAGCUGUCCGUAGACAGGGCCAUGACAGACAGGAGCCGCAGGAGAUGGUAGAUGACAGCAUGGCAGACAACAGCGGUGCUGAUACUGCUGACAUGGAUACUGAUGACGACAUCAUUGAAGAGGCUGACAAGAGGAGCAAGUUUAUGAUGAAGGGAGGCAGCUACUCCAUUCAGAAAGUCCUUCGAGGGGAAGCCCGGGCGAAGAAGGGUGUCACCCGAUUUGAUAGACGGAAGAUGCAUUUCAAGAAGGAAUCAGAGGCAGUUCAUUGUCAUGAUGAUGACCAGCAGCACCUUGCUGCAGGCCAAAGUCAGGAAAUGACUGAUAGUAGCAUGGCAGACAACAGUGCUGCAGAUGUUGACACGGACGAUGAUAUCAUUGAAGAGGCUGAUAAAAGGAGCAAGUUCAUGAUGAAGGGAGGCAGCCACUCCAUCCAAAAGGUGCUUCGAGGAGAAGCCAGGAAACCGAAGGGAGCUACAGUCAACCGCUUCGACCGUCGAAAGAUGCACUUUAAGAAGGAGUCUGCAGCUGUUCACAGCCAUGACAAUGACCGAAAGAGCCCCAGAACGCGCCAGCCAGAAGUGAUGGCUGAUAGUAGCAUGGUAGACAGUGUUGGCGACAGCAGUGCUGCCGAUGUGGAAGAUGCUGGAUUUGACACCGAUGAUGACAUCAUUGAGGAAGCUGACAAGAGGAGCAAGUUCAUGAUGAAGGGAGGUAGUCAUUCCAUCCAAAAGGUCCUUCGUGGUGAAGCCAGGAAGCCGAAGUCCACAGUCACUCGCUUUGACAGGCGGAAGAUGCAUUUCAAGAAGGAAUCUGAAGCUGUUCAUUGUCAUGAUCAUGACGGGCAGGCGGCUGCUAAACACCAGGAAGAAGAAAUGGUUGAUGAUAGCUUGGCUGACAACAGUGCCGCUGAUACUGCUGAGAUGGACACAGAUGAUGACAUCAUUGAAGAGGCCGAUAAAAGGAGCAAGUUCAUGAUGAAGGGAGGCAGCCACUCCAUUCAAAAGGUGCUUCGAGGGGAAGCCAGGAAACCGAAGGGAGCUACAGUCAACCGCUUCGACCGUCGAAAGAUGCAUUUCAAAAAGGAGUCCGAAGCAAUCCAUAGCCAUGACCACGACCCCCCUGCUGGCGGAGCCAAACCAAGAGGCCAAACAACGACACAGAGUCAACCAAGAAGGGAGGUACCCAGCCUGCUAUCACCAUACCAGAAUCAGCAAAUUCGGCAGAUCCAAGCCCAGCGAAGGACUGGAAGCUCUCCAACAAGGAGUGCUCCAGCGCCAAGGGCUGUGGCCCAGCCUAAGGAAAUGACAGACAGCAGUGGUGAUGAUUACGAUACUGACGACGACAUUCUUGAAGAGGCCGAUAAAAGGAGCAAGUUCAUGAUGAAAGGAGGAAGUCAUUCAAUCCAAAAGGUGCUUCGCGGGGAAGCCCGGAAACCGAAGGGAACUACAGUCAACCGCUUUGACCGUCGUAAGAUGCACUUUAAAAAGGAGUCGGAAGCCAUCCACAGCCAUGAUCAUGACAGAGAACAACCCAGAACCCGGAAUACUGAUAAAGAGAUGGUUGACAACAGUGCUGCUGAUGUGGAAGAUGCAGAGUACGACACUGAUGAUGAUAUCGUCGAAGAAGCUGACCGAAGAAGCAAGUUCAUGAUGAAAGGAGGCAGCCACUCCAUUCAGAAGGUGCUACGAGGAGAAGCACGUGCGAAGAAGGGACCUACAGUGACUCGAUUUGAUCGCAGAAAGAUGCAUUUCAAGAAAGAAUCGGAAGCCAUCCACAGCCAUGACCAUGACAGAGAUGAGCCCAGAACCCACCAGACCAAGGGAGAGAUGGUCGAUGACAGUGAUGAAGAAGAUGCAGAGUAUGAUACCGAUGAUGAUAUCAUUGAGGAAGCUGACCGUAGAAGCAAGUUCAUGAUGAAAGGAGGGAGUCACUCCAUUCAAAAGGUGCUUAGAGGGGAAGCCCGGAAACCGAAGGAAACCACUGUCAAUCGCUUUGACAGAAGGAAGAUGCAUUUCAAUCGUGAUAGUGCCAGUCAGGAGUUCCAAGCUGCUUCUGCAGCAGACGAGCGUCCCAGGCCUCCACCAAGGCCAUCUCCGGAGUCGAAUGAGAACCCUCUGGAUGGUGGUGUUGAUUAUGAAGAAAAUGAUUUGGAUGCCAGUAUGCAAUUUGAUGAGGAUGAUGCGGAUAUUAUUGAGGAAGCCGACAGGAGAAGCAAGUUCAUGACGAAAGGAGGAAGUCAUUCCAUCCAAAAGGUGCUUCGCGGGGAAGCCCGGAAACCAAAGGGAACCACCGUCACUCGCUUUGACCGCCGCAAGAUGCAUUUCAAGAAGGAGUCAGAAGCCAUCCACAGCCAUGAUAACGACCCGAAGGUGCCUGGGAAUGCUCCGGUUGGGUCAAACCCGGAUCAUGAUGGGGAAAUGGCCCGCCAGGCCCCAAAAGAUCAUGCGAUUCAUCGCCCAAUGAGGAAGUCCAGCGCUGAGAUCACCAGCAGCACUGAAGCUGCGAAUGUGCCCUUCAAGAGAGAGGAUGACAGCGAGGAAUUUGACGAGGAGGAGCUUGAGCUCCUGGCACAAGCUGAAUCAGACCCACGAAAGCAGAUGAUGCUGAAGGGUGCGAGCCAUUCCAUUCGAAACAUCUUUUCUGGAAAAGCCAAGAAAGAGAAGAAGGCUGCUGCUGGAAUGGCAAGAAGAACGUCACAACUGAAGAGUGCAUCUAUCGGCAGAGGAUUGGUUGACGAAUCUGAGCGAACCGACAAUGUUGUUGCCGUGGUGGACGAGCCAUCAUCGCCCAUGCCCGAUGAUAGCAUAGCUCGGGACGACGAAGAAAAGGUGGAUAGAAGAAGCAGGUUCACACUCAAGGGCGCGAGCAAUUCCAUUCGAAACUUACUGGGACGCAAGUCAGGGAAAAAGGAAAAGCCCAUGGAUGCGGAGAUUGCACGACUACGCGCGAGCAACGCGGGACCCGGAAGCAGUGAGGUCCUCGGGGAUGAGUCAACCAGGAGCAUGAAGAAGAAGAAAGAAGCAAUUAACCGAUUUGACCGGCGAAAGAUCAAGGUGGAGCAAGGCGCUGGGUCGCAGAGCUCGGUGAGGUCGUCUUUGAAUGCCCCGAGGGCACCGAGCCGGAGCUUCGAUAACGAUCCGCCAAGUGCGCCAGGCAGGAGCGUUGACAAGGACUCGCCUAAACCUCCAAGUCGAAGCGCCGACGAUGAGCCCGACGAGCAAACUUCACCCAAAAAUCUCCUUGACGAAGAGUCAGAUCUUGAUCUUGAUCUCGAUGAUGAGGAUGCUGACAUCUUGGAAGAAGCUGACAAGAGGAGCAAAUUCAUUUCGAAGGGAGGUAGCUAUUCGAUCCAAAAAGUAUUGAAGGGGGAAGCCAGGGUAAAGAAGGGCGUGUCCAGGUUUGACAGGCGGAAAAUGCACUUCAAAAAAGAAUCUGAGGCAAUUCACAGUCACGAUCAUGAUCAAGAAGAGACCUCAGACCGUGGACUAGCAACUCCGCCGCCUUCCGGAGGAGGGCCAGAGAUGUCAGAUAACAGUAGCGCAUCCAAUGCGAAGAUGCCGUCGCGAAGGGUCAGCGAUGGAAUGGAGGAUGAAACUUCAGACGACGCAGACAUGAGUAUGGAUGUGCCUCUAAGCGCCAAUAGAGAUGCCCCUCUUGGCGCCGGUUUCAAAAAGAGAACUUCCAGAAUGAAAGCGAUACCAGUGAAAGGUGCUGCAAAGCCAGCACCCAAAAGCGCAGUGAAAACUUCAGAGGGUGAACACAUCGACUCGACGCAGGAAAGCACGGUCGACCUGACCCCGAGCGCAAGACAAGAUGUCAAAGUCGAUGAUGAGAUCGAGGGGGAAGACGACACAGAGUCAGGUGAUGGUGACCGUCGAAAGCGUUUUACUCUGAAGGGCGCCAGCCAUUCCAUCAAGAAGGUGCUUUCGGGCAAAGCACGGGCGAAGAAAGAAAGUGGUGUGUCUCGGCUUGAUCGUCGACGCAUUCAUCUCAAGAGUAAAUCGACGCCGAAAGCUGGUUUGGAUUCGAAAUCUCCUGGUGGCAAGUAA
Seminavis robusta is the source of this 7239-nucleotide messenger RNA. The record is from the annotation of a GenBank genome assembly. Lineage: Eukaryota; Bacillariophyta; Bacillariophyceae; Naviculales; Naviculaceae.